Elaeis guineensis (African oil palm) is the source of this 540-nucleotide messenger RNA. NCBI's taxonomy places the organism in Eukaryota, Viridiplantae, Streptophyta, Magnoliopsida, Arecales, Arecaceae. The record is from RefSeq and is a predicted model, not a curated record.
AUGACAAUAGCUCUCAAGGCAAAGGAUAAACUAGGGUUUAUAAACAGAAAAUGUGAGAUGCCUCCUGCUGAUUCUCCUCUUUUUGAGAAACAGCAAAUGGCUGAUAGUAUGGUUGUAUCAUGGAUCUUAAAUUCCAUAUCAAAAGAGCUCGUUGAAUCUUUCUUAUAUACUACCUAUGCUCGUGAACUGUGGGAUGAAUUAGAGCAGCAUUUUGGUGAAAGUCAUGGGCCAUUGUUCUAUCAAAUUAAACAAGAUAUGUCUGGAUUUAGCCAAGGAAAUUCGUCUGUGACAGUUUAUUUUACCAAAUUGAAGAAACUAUGGGAUAAGUUGUCUUGCUUGCAUCAGUAUCCUGUUUGUAACUGUGGAGCAGCUAAGACAAUAGCUAAUAUGGAGAAUGAAGAUAAGCUUGUUCAGUUCUUAAUGGGAUUAAAUGAGAGCUAUGAGCAUGUGAAGAACCAGAUCUUACUAAUGGAUGCCUUCCCUAGUGUUAUCAGGGCAUAUUCAAUGGUGCUUAGAGUUGAAAAACAAAGAGAUAUAUAG